Molecule: messenger RNA, 543 nt
Organism: Ostertagia ostertagi
Lineage: Eukaryota; Metazoa; Nematoda; Chromadorea; Rhabditida; Trichostrongylidae
Source: the annotation of a GenBank genome assembly
AUGGAAAAUGAGACCACCGGCGUCUGCCCUUCCCCUCACCUUCGUGCUAGCCUUAGUCCUGAUGGCAGCGAAAAGAAAAGGAGCCGCUUGUGUUCUGCCAUGGCCAGGUGUUUGGAUCAAGCCGAUCGCGAGUUCAACAUUACGCAGCAUUCACUCGGCCCAUUAGGCUCAUGUCGCUCAAAGAACAACGAUCAGUACUUGUUAAGCAGUACCACAGAUCGUGGCGAUUGCUUUCGAUGUUUGAUUGUGUUCCCUGUGCACGAAAAUGUUCUCCAGUACAAAUCCACUCAGUGCAUCUUCGAUUCGAGCAUGACCCUUGAUCGAUGUCGGCAUCACUUCAGUGGUGACACCACCAUGCAUACACUUUUUAGAAAAGAAGCCACUGCUGUACAAUGUCCAAUUGAAGCUCCAUUGAACUUUACCUAUCAUACCAGCGCCGGUUCAUGCAGCAGUCGGAUAUCGUCGAUCACCAGAUGCGCUGAAUGGACGCGGCUAUCGUUUCGCUAUCAGGCUUGCCCAGAAAAUCCUACCAAGGAGGCUUCA